UGUGGGAGAAGGAAGAUGGCCAGAGCCUUGGGUCCACUGCACGCCUUCUGGUUUCUGGAAUGGGCCCUGCUGCUCUUGGGUCCUGGUGCUGGACCUCCAGCCUGGGCCUUGAACCUGGACCCAGUGCAGCUCACCGUCUAUACAGGCCCCAAUGGCAGCCACUUUGGGUUUUCACUGGACUUCUACAAGGAUAGCCAUGGAAGCGUGGCCAUCGUGGUGGGCGCCCCGCUGACCCUGGGCCGCGGCCAGGAGGAGACGGGCGGCGUGUUCCUGUGCCCCUGGAAGGCCGAGGGCAGCCAGUGCAGCCCACUGUCCUUCAACCUCAGCGACGAGAUCCGAAAAACGAACUCCCAACUUUUCCAAACCUUCAGGGCCCGGCAAGGCCUGGGGGCGUCGGUCGUCAGCUGGAAUGACAUCAUUGUGGCCUGCGCCCCCUGGCAGCAAUGGAACGUCCUGGAAAAGGCAGCGGAGGCCGAGAAGACGCCGGUCGGGGGCUGCUUCGUGGCUCAUCUGCCUAGCGGGAGGCGCGCGGAGUACUCGCCCUGUCGUGGCAACACCAUGAGCCACGUUUACGAAAAAAUGUAUCUUAGAGACUUACGCGCCUGCGAAGCGGGCUUCAGCUCCGUGAUCACCCAGGCAAGAGAGCUGGUGCUGGGGGCUCCGGGCGGCUAUUAUUACUUAGGUUUCCUGGUCCGGGCUCCAAUUGCCAGUAUCAUCUCGAGUUACAGCCCGGGCGUCCUCUUGUGGACCGUGCCCCAUCAGAACUUCACCUUCGACUACAGCAACCGAAAGUACUUCGACGGCUACCGAGGGUACUCGGUGGCCGUGGGCGAAUUCAACGGGGAUCCCAGCACAACAGAGUAUGUCCUCGGUGCCCCCACUUGGAGCUGGACCAUGGGAGCGGUGGAAAUUUUGGAUUCCCACUUCUACAGGCUGCACCGGCUGCAGGGAGAGCAGAUGGCUUCAUAUUUUGGGCACUCCGUGGCGGUCACUGACGUCAACGGGGAUGGGAGGCAUGACCUACUGGUGGGCGCUCCCCUGUUCAUGGCGAGCCAGGCAGACCGCAAGCUGGCCGAGGUGGGGCGCGUGUACUUGUUCCUGCAGCUGCAAGGCCCCCACCUGCUGGGCGCACCCAGCCUCCUGCUGACCGGCACGCAGCUCUACGGGCGGUUUGGCUCUGCGAUCGCACCCCUGGGCGACCUCAACAGGGAUGGCUACAAUGAUGUUGCGGUGGCCGCACCCUACGGGGGUCCGAGCGGUCAGGGCCAAGUGCUGGUGUACCUGGGGCAGAGCGAGGGGCUGAACCCACAUCCCUCCCAGGUUCUGGACAGCCCCUUCCCCGCGGGCUCUGGCUUUGGCUUCUGUCUGAGAGGUGCCACAGACAUCGAUGACAACGGAUACCCAGAUCUGCUGGUGGGAGCUUAUGGGGCCGACAAGGUGGUUGUGUACAGAGCCCAGCCGGUGGUUGUGGCUGAUGUCCAGCUGCUGGUGCAAGAUUCGCUGAACCCUGCCGUGAAGAACUGUGUCCUACACCAGACCAACACCCCCGUGAGCUGCUUCAACAUCCAGAUGUGUGUGUGGGUCACCGGGCACAACAUUCCCCAGAGGCUGUCCCUGCAGGCUGAGCUGCAGCUGGACCGCCAGAAGCCCCGCCAGGGCCGGCGAGUGCUGUUGCUGGGCUCUCAGCAGGCGAGCUCCACCCUGAGCAUGGACCUGGGCGGGAGGCAGAGCCGCCUCUGCCACAACACCACGGCCUUCCUUCGUGAUGAGGCGGACUUCCGGGACAAGCUGAGCCCCAUCGUGCUCAGCUUCAACGUGUCCUUGCAGCCCAAGGAGGCUGGCGUGGCCCCUGCCGUGGUCCUGCACGGAAACACCCAUGUGCAGGAGCAGACCCGCAUCAUCCUGGAGUGUGGGGAAGAUGACGUGUGCGUGCCCCAGCUUCACCUCACGGCCAGCCUGAAGGGCUCCCCUCUCCUGAUUGGGGCUGACAAUGUGCUGGAGCUGCAGAUGGUCGCGGCCAACGACGGGGAGGGGGCCUACGAGGCAGAGCUGGCAGUGCACCUGCCCCUGGGGGCCCACUACAUGCGGGCAGUGAGCACCAUGGAGGGCUUGGAGAGACUCAUCUGUAACCAGAGGAAGGAGAACGAGACCAAGGUGGUGCUGUGCGAGCUCGGUAACCCCAUGAAGCAGGUGCGGAUAGGAAUCACGAUGCUGGUGAGCGUGGGGAACCUGGAGGAUGCUGGCGAGUCUGUAUCCCUCCAGCUGCAGAUCAGGAGCAAGAACAGCCAGAACCCCAACAGCGAGGCUGUGCUGCUGGCGGUGCCGAUCCGCGCUGCUGCUCAAGUGGAGCUGCGAGGGAACUCCUUUCCAGCCUCGCUGCUGCUGGCAGAAGAAGGUGACCAGGAACAGUACAGCUUGGACCUCAAAGUGGAGCACACCUACGAGCUCCACAACAAUGGCCCGGGCACCGUGAGGGGUCUCCGCCUGACCGUCCACCUCCCGGGCCAGUCCGGGCCCUCGGACCUGCUCUACAUCCUGGGCAUAGAGCCGCAGGGGGGCCUCCAGUGCUCCCCGCAGCCUUCGCCCAACCCCCUCAAGCUGAACUGGAGGCUGCCCACUCCCAGCCCCUCUCCCGUGCACCCGGGGCACCGGCGCGAGCGCAGGCAUGCCGACCUGCCGGAGCCACAGCCUUCCUCGUCCGCGGGGCUUUGGGAUCCGGUCCUGAGCUGUGGCUCGGCGCCCUGCACCGUGGUGCGAUGUGAGCUGCAGGAGAUGGCGCGCGGGCAGCGGGCCAUGGUCACCGUGCUGGCCCUGCUGGGGCUGUCCAGCCUCCGCGAGAGGCCGCUGGAUCAGUUUGUGCUGCAGUCGCACGCUUGGUUCAAUGUCUCCUCUCUCCCCUACGCGGUGCCCGCGCUCAGCCUGCCCAGCGGGGAAGCUCUGGUGCAGACACAGCUGCUCCGUGUCUUGGAUGAGAAGCCUGUUCCAAUCUGGUGGGUGCUGGUUGGCGCCCUGGGCGGCCUCCUGCUGCUUACCCUCCUGGUCCUGGCCAUGUGGAAGGUGGGCUUCUUCAAGCGGAAUCGGCCGCCUCUGGAAGAAGAUGAAGAUGAGGAGUGACAGGGCAGCUGUGCUAACGUCCUCCUGCUGCUGCUGGCUCCGCCCCCCAUGGGCUGGAGCUGUUCGGGGGGAGGGGGGCUCCUGCUGCCCUGCCCCUCCCCAUGGAGCAGGGCCACCCCGUUUCCUGCUUCCUAAUAAAGAGACAGAGUCCCCAGAGAGCCACUUCUUCUUGACAUCUGGGAGGAGAA
This is a messenger RNA of Lepus europaeus (European hare), 3302 nucleotides long. It is a transcript of the gene ITGA2B, whose product is annotated as integrin subunit alpha 2b. The record is from RefSeq and is a predicted model, not a curated record. Gene Ontology annotation, cellular component: integrin complex; external side of plasma membrane. The coding region runs from base 16 to 3114 and encodes 1032 amino acids. Gene Ontology annotation, molecular function: integrin binding. The transcript has 30 exons. Gene Ontology annotation, biological process: cell adhesion mediated by integrin; integrin-mediated signaling pathway; cell-matrix adhesion. NCBI's taxonomy places the organism in Eukaryota, Metazoa, Chordata, Mammalia, Lagomorpha, Leporidae.